AUGGGUCCGAAGAGCUGGCCCAAGCGAUCUAAAGAAUGCAUUGUCCCCUCAAAAGACGAUCCCACGCACGACGAUGCUCCCGCUGUCAUCAAGGCGUUCCAGGAUUGUUGCCAUGAUGGCCAUAUCAUCUUCGAGAACAAGACAUACCACAUCGGCUCUGUCAUGAACACCACGGGUCUCAAGGAUGUCGAUAUUGAAGUCCGGGGACUCCUGAAAUGGUCGACGAACAUAGACUACUGGCUCGCUCAUUCCAUGCCGAUCGGAUUCCAGAAUCAGACAUCCGCGUGGCAUCUCGGUGGUGAGGACAUCCACUUCUACGGCCAUGGCCAUGGUACACUCGACGGCAACGGCCAAGUUUGGUACGAUUUUGCCAAAGGAGUCAGCAACAUCCACGGGAGGCCCCACCAGAUCACCAUCACGAACACCAAGAACAGCGUCAUCGAGGGUUUAAGAUUCGUACAGUCUCAGAUGUGGACAAUGACGGUCGCGCGCUCAGAGAAAGUCCUACUCCAAGACAUCUACGUCUCAAGUACCAGCACGGAUCCAGCUAUUCGCAGUAAUGUCAAUACCGACGGUUGCGACACAGUUUACACCAACGACAUCACCUUCCUGCGCUGGACAAUCACCAACGGCGACGACAGCAUCUCCAUGAAGCAGAAUAGUACCAACAUCUACAUCUCCAACUGUACCUUCUACAACGGUGCUUCUCUUGCGAUGGGCAGCAUCGGACAAUACCCUGGACAAAUUGAGAUCAUCGAGAACAUCACCGCCACGGACAUCAAGAUGAUCAAUACCGGCUACGCAGGCCGCAUCAAGACUUGGGUCGGGAAGAACAAGGGUUUCCCUCCGAACGGCGGCGGAGGUGGACUAGGCCAUGCGAAGAACAUUACCUUUCGUAAUUUUGAGCUCGAGGGCGUUGGAACCGCCUGGCUCAUCACGCAGUGUACAUUCUACGAUGGACCGGAAAACGCCAGAGAGGUACACCAAGAAGCCGAACCGGACUGUACGAACUCCCAAUUUGAGAUCUCCGACCUCAACUGGGGCGACACGCACGGCACGAUUCGCUCAGAACGCAUCGCAGCGCUGCAAUGCUCCGCUACGAAGCCCUGCCACAACAUCAAUAUCUUCAACAACAGCUUGACGGCUUUGGAUACGAAGAAGCCGGCCGAGACAUUUCUCUGCGAACAAGUGAAGGAUACGUGUGGGUUCACGUGCACGGAGGAGUGCAAUGGAAGGUGUCCCCGUUCUUGA
Molecule: messenger RNA, 1251 nt
Organism: Zymoseptoria tritici IPO323
Lineage: Eukaryota; Fungi; Ascomycota; Dothideomycetes; Mycosphaerellales; Mycosphaerellaceae
Gene: MgRGX1
Product: exo-polygalacturonase
Exons: 3
Coding region: 1-1251 (416 amino acids)
Biological process (GO): carbohydrate metabolic process
Molecular function (GO): polygalacturonase activity
Source: RefSeq, a predicted model, not a curated record